This is a messenger RNA of Tribolium castaneum (red flour beetle), 1387 nucleotides long. RefSeq lists its product as uncharacterized. NCBI's taxonomy places the organism in Eukaryota, Metazoa, Arthropoda, Insecta, Coleoptera, Tenebrionidae. Bases 46 to 1371 code for a protein of 441 amino acids. Gene Ontology annotation, molecular function: RNA binding; RNA methyltransferase activity. The transcript has 7 exons. Gene Ontology annotation, biological process: RNA methylation. The record is from RefSeq and is a predicted model, not a curated record.
GGGCGGUUUUCUAAGUGCACCGACUCCUGGUUCACCACACGCGCAAUGCCAUACCCAGAAUCACCCUUCGGGGACGACUUCGAUGCGGGAAUCCUGGUCCGGAGGGCCGAUGACGACGAAACAAACGUCAGUGAGAUUCAAAUCGGGGAGGUCACGAAAUGGCUCUGCCAAGCGCCCAAAAUAACUUCUUUUAGGGUAAACACGCUCAAGGCCGACGUGGGAGAGGCACACAGAUGGAUCCGGGCACAUGUGAGUGAGGCAAUUUCGAUUUUUCGGCGGGCGUUACCGAUUAGUCACAUUGCAGGUGCAGGGCUGGACCUCCGCGUGGAGAGACACCCCAGCUGCGCGGACGCCGUCAUUGUCCACCACCCUGUAUCACACCAAACUCCCCAAAAACACAACAAAGAAAUUGUCGUUGAUGCGGUCUGUGGGGCCGCUGUCUUGCGGGGGGCCCACAUUUACGCCCCCGGGGUCAUAGGAAUGAUGUCAAACAUACAAAUUGGUGAUAACGUGAGCAUUUACGUCGAUCUCGACAAGAAAUGUAAAAAAGGCUUCCUCAAAUUAUACAACGGCAAGAAAACGUUCAUCGGAAACGGUGAAGUAAUCCUGGGACGUAAUCACCUAUUUUGCGAAACACCUCAAACCGGCCUCGCCAUAAAAAUGAUUGAAACAAUAUCAAGCUGUCCCCCCGUGUUAGGGGACAAUUUUUUACCCCCAGGUGCGGCCCUGCUACAAAAUUUGCCCUCCAUAAUUUGCACACACGUGCUUGCUCCGUGCCCCAAUGACACUAUUUUGGACAUGUGUGCUUCCCCGGGGAACAAAACAACGCAUAUUGCGGCCCUUUUGAAAAACCAAGGCAGAUUGGUCGCAAUUGACAAAACCCCGACUAAAGUUGCACAGUUGCGACAACGUUGCGAAAAUUUCGGGGCUAAAGUUGAAAUUUUACAAACCGAUUCGACCAAAUUACUCGAUCGUUUCUGUUAUGAAUCUUUUGAUAAAAUUUUAUUAGACGCCCCUUGUAGUGCUUUGGGCAAAAGACCGCAAUUUGUUAAUACAACGUCGCGGAAAAUUCUGCGAUCGUAUGUCCCCCUACAACGGAAAUUAUUCGAAACGGCCGUCCAACUUUUGAAAACGGACGGAACUCUGGUUUACAGCACUUGUACGAUCACUUUGGCUGAGAACGAGGGGAUUGUGGCUUGGGCUUUGAAAAACUUCAAACUCGAAUUGGUGGAAGCGGCCCCAAUUCUGGGCGGCCCUGGAUGGGACGGGACACAGUUGACUAGCGAACAACUGAAAAAAGUGCAGCGUUUCGGGCCACAUCAAAGCAUAGACUCUGUCGGUUUUUUUAUUGCAAAAUUUGUGAAAAAAUAAAUUAAUCCAUGUUGAA